CGUAAAUAAAGUUGGGUUCACGUAACUGGAGACAGUAUCACACACCUUAUCACUAAAGCUCAAAAACCCAGAUUUACUAAAAGUGAAUUACAAAGACACACACUCACACUAUCCAUGAUUAUCUAUCCAAGUUAACUUCACAUAUCACUCUGUUCUUCUAUCUAUAUAUAAACCUAAAGCACUAUCUCAACUUUAAUCCGAAGAUACUCUUUAUCUUCUAAGUCAUUUUCUCUCCUUCACUAAUAUCUACCUUCACAUAUUACAUAUACACAGUAUAUGGCAGCAAGCACUGCCACAUUUAAGAACACUGCUACUAGACUCUCUCUUGCCAUGGAAAGAACUAACCAAUGGGUGUUCUCUCAAGAAAUUCCAACUGAUCUUCUUGUUGAAGUCGGUGGAGCCUCUUUUAAUCUUCAUAAGUUCAUGCUUGUGGCAAAGAGCAACUACAUACGAAAAUUGAUAAUGGACAAGAAAGAUGGAACAGAGUUGGAAAGAAUUGAUCUAUCAGAUAUACCAGGAGGAGCUGAGAUUUUCGAAAAAGCAGCCAAGUUCUGCUAUGGUGUUAAUUUUGAGAUCACAGUCCACAACGUAGCAGCUCUCCGUUGUGCAUCCGAGUAUCUUCAGAUGAACGACAAGUACUGUGAUGGUAACUUGGCUGGCCGGACAGAGGAUUUUCUUAGUCAAGUUGCUUUGACAAGCCUUUCUGGUGCACUUGUCGUCUUGAAAUCUUGUGAAAAUCUUCUUCCUUUGGCUGAAGAUCUGAAUAUCAUAAAAAGAUGUGUUGAUGUCGCUACUACUAAGGCUUGUAACGAGGCGAAUUUUCCAAGCCGUUCACCUCCAAAUUGGUGGACAGAAGAAUUGUCCAUAUUAGACAUAUGUUUCUUUGGGAAGGUCAUUACUUCAAUGAAAGGCCGUGGCGCUAAAGGGUUGACGAUAGCCAGUGCAAUAAUAACCUAUACAGAAAGAUCACUUCCAGAUCUGGUGCGUGAUCAUUCUGGCAGCAAUGCUAUCAAGCAGGAGUCCAGCAACAUCAGAGUCCAGCAGCGCGAGCUUCUUGAGAGUAUUGUUGCGCUCUUGCCUCCUGACAAGGCAGUUUUCCCCAUAAGUUUCAUGUGUUGCCUUCUUCGAACUGCAAUUUUCUUGGGAGCAUCAAACAGUUGCAAAACAGAGCUAGAGAAAAGGAUCUCGGCAAUACUAGAGCAUGUUACAGUAGAUGAUCUGCUGAUCACAUCAUAUACUUAUGAUGGGGAAAAACUGUUUGAUUUGGAAAGUGUGAGGAGGAUCAUAGCGGGGUUUGUUGAUAAGGAGAAGAAUGUUGCUGUCUUCAAUGGAGGUGAUUUUAAGGAGGUUUGUUCUGCGGCUACACAGAGGGUGGCCAAGACAGUUGAUGCUUAUUUAGGUGAAAUUGCAGUCCACAGCGAACUCAGUAUAUCUAAGUUUAAUGGGAUUGCUAAUUUGGUGCCUAAAGCUGCUAGAAAGGUAGAUGAUGAUCUGUACAGGGCCAUUGACAUCUAUUUGAAGGCUCAUCCAAACCUAGACGAGAUAGAGCGGGAGAAAGUGUGCAGUGUAAUGGAUCCACUAAAGCUAUCAUACGAUGCAAGGCUCCAUGCAUCACAAAACAAAAGAUUACCUGUACAGAUCGUUCUUCACGCACUAUACUAUGAUCAGUUAAAGAUCAGAAGUGGUGUAGAUGACCGAAAAGCUCCUGAUGCAAUUUCUACAAGAAAUCAAUUGCAGGCUGACGUGUCGUUAGCUAGAGAAAAUGAGGCACUAAGAACCGAGCUACUGAAAAUGAAGAUGUACCUUUCAGAUAUGCAGAAGAGUGGUAGUAGUAAUUCUCUAGGGACUACAUCUGCUGCAACUAAAGGUGUAAAAAAGCAAACCAAGUUCUUUUCAUCGAUGUCAAAGACUCUGGGAAAGCUCAAUCCUUUCAAGCAUGGAUCCAAAGAUACAUCUCAUAUCGAUGAUGUUGGUGUAGACCUCACCAAGCCAAGGAGAAGAAGAUUCUCCAUCUCUUAAGAUUAUGGAAUAUAUGUCUAUAUAUAUCUACCUCCAGUUUGCUGUGUGAUACUAAAAUUUGUUUUAUUUUUUGUUAGAAAGGUGGACGAUCAUGUUGUAACAGAUAAUGUGUGAAUGUGAGUUUUGUUGGUGCUA
Daucus carota subsp. sativus is the source of this 2154-nucleotide messenger RNA. Its product is annotated as root phototropism protein 2. The coding region runs from base 277 to 2019 and encodes 580 amino acids. NCBI's taxonomy places the organism in Eukaryota, Viridiplantae, Streptophyta, Magnoliopsida, Apiales, Apiaceae. Gene Ontology annotation, molecular function: protein binding. The record is from RefSeq and is a predicted model, not a curated record. The transcript has 5 exons.